GUAACCAGAGAAAACUUACACAAGGAUUUAAUUCCCAAACCUCUGAACUGUGAGGCAGAUGUGUAAACCACUAAUCACCAUGCGAAUAUUUUACACAAGUGAUGGGAGACAAACACGCACAAAAAGAAUAAAACUACAUUCUUUUUUUUUCUGUUUUCCCCCACGCACAUUACUUUAAAAUGUGUUGUCUGUUAGUUAUGCCUUGAUGAUGUUCCCCGCUGAUAUGGAACAGACAAAAGCAACUGAGCGCCGAUAUGAUCCACAACAUUCCCUAAGUGUAUUUCUAUUUUUUUUUUUUUUUUUUACAUAUUUUGUGAAAGGGGGCGGCAAGUCAGCCGCAUCAAAAGUGCACGGCCGAGGAAAAAAAAUAAUGUAUGCUUUUGUUCGAUUCUUUGAAGAGGAUGUGUGUUGCGCGUUGCCGGUUUCCAGCAUCCCAAAUUUCAGCCCCGAGCACGGAGCCGAUUUCGAUCAUCGGAAGGUGUAUGUGGUUCGCAGGACUGAAGAGAAUGGCAGCGCAGGCCGGUCGUGCCGGGCUCACAUCCUUGCCCUUGCAGAUGCUGUAGAGGAGUUUGAAGACUUUAUAAUGCAAAAGAAGAUGAAAAUUCCCAAGAUGUCCAUCAAGAAUUCAGGAAAUUCAAUUGAGAACAGCUUUGGAGGGGAGAGAGUGCCUCUCAGGCAUAAAAAGGCCCUUUCUCAAGACCAUGGCCGCCCUAUUUCAAACUCCUCCAAAAGUUUGGCAGCAGUAGUGGCUCGCCUGGAAAGAAAUGCAGCCAGCUCCUGUAUGGAAGGCGAAGAGGAUCUGGAUGAGGAUCGACUCGCCGAGGAGGGAGAGGAUGCCGAUGACGAAGACGACGACAUGGAGGCAGAACAGCAGCAGCAGGAGCAUUAUCAUCACCAACAGCAGCCGCAGCAGCAACAGCAACAUCUCGAGGUGGACACGGACGUGGCCGCGGCGGUGGUUCCCCGCGUCCUUUACGACGAGCUGGUCGUCAGCUACAGGCAACAGGAGGAUGAGAUGAGGAGGCUGCAACAGGAGCUGGAGCGAACGCGUCGGCAGCUGGUGCAGCAGACCAAGAAACUCAAGGAAUAUGGCAGCCUGCUGACUGAAGUCAAAGAGCUCAGGGACUUCAAUCGACGGCUGCAGGACGUGCUUCUCAUGAGGCUGGGCAGUGAGCCUAUGCAUGACAAUGGGACUCAGACAAUCAAGGCUGAGGUGGUUGAACCCAUUGUUGAGACCCAGGAAACAUACAGAGAAGAAGCCAACACCAGUUCCAGCUACUCACCAUCUCCGAGAACAGUCUACACUUGCAACGAUGGCAAGGUUCACCUCGGUGGCGGUAUCUGGGUGGAGGAGGAGAAGUGGCACCAGUUGCAGCGCACCCAGGGAGACUCCAAGUUCACAAAGAACCUGGCUGUUAUGAUCUGGGGCACAGAAACCCUUAAAAACCGCAGCGUCACUGGAGUGGCGACCAAAAAGAAGAAAGACGCUCUUCCCAAACCUCCACUCUCACCAAGCAAGCUCAAAAUUGUCCGAGAGUGUCUAUAUGACCGAGUGUCCCAAGAGACGGCAGACAGUGCGGAGAUCACGCAAAGAUUGUCCAAAGUGAACAAAUACAUUUGUGAGAAGAUCAUGGACAUCAACAAGUCCAUCAAGAACGAGGAGAGGCGGGAGUCCAAGCUGCUCAUCAGACAGACAGUCAAAAUGGAGAACUUUACUUACGACGGCAUGUAGAGAUCAAAAAGUGUUCUUCUGUUCCCCUCCUUUCCCAUCGCACGCAGGUCAAAGGAAUUUGGAGGGGGGCUCUCGGUUUGGGUGCGUUUGCUAUUCCUUCGACUCAUCAGAUUGGCCUUUGGUGUGUAACACCAAAGCCCCCCCCCUUUUUUUUUUUUUUUUUAAUUCUUAACAGUAUGGCCCAGUGAGCCCAUAAAGUUACAGACAGCUUUACCCACCAGCCAGAUGGGAGCAAGAAUGAUCGUUUGUUUGUUCUUGUAAAUAAGCUCGACUGUAGGAUCAGUACGAAGAAAUGGUUCGCCUCGGUGUGUGUGUUAAAAGAUUGUGAAAUUUAUUUAUUGUUCUGUGUCAGAACAUCACUCAGAGUCCUUUAAGCUUUUAAAAAGUAAAAGAUGACUCCCCCACCCCCGCCCCGAUAAAAGACUUCAAUUGCUGUACAGUGGGAAGCUCGUGUCUAUUAGAGCUGUUGAGAUAUUUUGUGUGACUUAAACUGCUGGAGAACCGAAUGACUGCAGUGGGUACUGCAGUGGUAUUCAAUCGGGGAGUUGAUAAUGAAUUAGUCUUAAUUACUAACAGACAUCGUGUUGAUUGCAACAGAGAGGCUGUUGCUGCGAGAGAUUAUGUUGGCCAUGGCUUUUUAGGUCAAUCAUUACACAUUGCGAUCACCGCGUUUCAGUAGGAGUUGUACAAAAUGGAACUUACUCGCUCGUUUAUGUGGAAAUCAUGUGAAGGGAUUUUAUGAAAAAAAAAACGUACACAAAUUCAAGGCUAAAUGUGCUGACUAAAAUGUUGUGACGCUGCUUCCUUCGACAAAAGCCAAGCGCCAUCUGCUCAACAAAGCAGACAGUAUUUUCUGUCACAUGAAUCCCUUCAUGUUCAUUUUGCAAUCUUGGCUCCCCCCCGCCGAAAGGCGCGAUAUGGAUCGACGUGACAAAAUAGCGUCAGUGUAGAGUCAAAUGCAUGUUUUAUGUGUUAUUUCUCUCUAUCUGAAAAACAAACGAAAAUUUGUUUUGUGUCAUUGUUUUCAAUUGCCCAUCUCUGUUAGUGCGACGACUACUAAUGCACAAUGACCGAGCCUUAUGUGAUUUCCUUGUGUGUUUUGUUGUUUGUGUGACCCUUAAAAACUGUUACUGUAGUAGCAGAUACUUGGACUGUUGAGAAAGUGGCGGAGGAGCAGAAAAGGGCCUUAAAUGGAUUUGGCAAUCACCUGGGCGCGUCAUGCCCUUGGCUUUUCUACUGAGCUGCGAUUGUCGUUGGUAGUCUUUAGACUUCACAUGCACUUUGAUGUGAGAAUGUAUGAGUUGGUACUGUUCGGAGCAUCGAUGAACUUGAGCCUUCGCCGAGCCUCGUGGUUCUCUUCGGGAGGGGGGCUUGCAACUCAGCUCUUGUGGAAGAAACUGUGUGGGUAAAGCUGUCUGGGACAUGUUUUGGCGAUUUAUUGUGAAGCCCACAACCACCCUGUUCUAAAGAAAUGCCAUUGGGGAGAACUAAAUAUGGCCACCCUAAGGACACUCAAGUCAGACUUGUCCUUUGUUCAUUUUAUUGCGUGUUGUUGUUUUGUCCCGCGAUGUUUUCCACGGCUGUCGGCCCUCUGAAAGGAAAUCUCGGAGACUGAAAUCUCAAGUGUGACCCAACGGAGGCAAAACUGUGAAUCUGCUGCAGAGCUGCCUGUCAAGCCUUUGCUCCUCUUCACACGUCUACGUUUGUCAGUUUCUUCUUCUUCUCUCUCACCCUCUUUCUUUUUAAAACGGUGUUUCCAAAGUUGAGCUUAGCCGUUUGUUCAGCUACCUUAUGUUGUAAAGAGAGAGAGGUUUUGGGGUAUUUUGGGAGGGUGGGGGGGGGAUAUCUUGCAGUUCAGUUGUAAAUGUUCUGGACAAUUAUUGAAUUGAUGUCGCCAUCGUGUAUGUUUAUCUUUUUUUAUAUUCUUUAUGAACUCGUGUUGUUUUCCGUAUGACUUGUCGGGCUUUCAAGUGUGAUGUAGGGCCCUUAAAAAAAGAACAAACAUCGUUCGAGCCAAAGUGAUCGGUGAUGCAAAGCUGGGGGUAUUCUUCGAGAAGCGUUCAGCCUCAACCUUUAGGUAAACUUCUAAGUUGACAAGGUGACAAAUCAUUUACAUGGAAUGCACUUUACACAUCAAUUUGUCAAUCUUAUAAAAUCGCUUUAGUAUACUUGUAUAUUUUUUUUUCAUGUCUAAGUCCGAAAUUAAGGCCAAACAAUCAUUCUAAUAACAUGAUGCACCUUAAGAUGUUUAGUUUGUGAGCGGCAGGGUGUGUGAUUGACAUGCCAGUGCUGAGCAGUAAGGUUACUCGAUACUCAAAAGAAUCGUCACGUCAUUUUAACGGCAGUCUAUGAGAGAAUGCUGGUCAUGUUAAGGUAUGACGUCAUGUCUUUGU
This is a messenger RNA of Hippocampus comes (tiger tail seahorse), 4125 nucleotides long. RefSeq names its product BEN domain containing 5 (gene bend5). The record is from RefSeq and is a predicted model, not a curated record. NCBI's taxonomy places the organism in Eukaryota, Metazoa, Chordata, Actinopteri, Syngnathiformes, Syngnathidae. The transcript is spliced from 6 exons. Gene Ontology annotation, molecular function: DNA binding. Gene Ontology annotation, biological process: negative regulation of DNA-templated transcription. The coding region runs from base 206 to 1732 and encodes 508 amino acids.